Messenger RNA from Pseudo-nitzschia multistriata, 1562 nucleotides. The record is from the annotation of a GenBank genome assembly. Lineage: Eukaryota; Bacillariophyta; Bacillariophyceae; Bacillariales; Bacillariaceae.
GUAGUCGGCACAUACGAACGAGGAUGUGAUGCAGGAACAGAACAAAAAAUAGCCUUUUCGGUGUCGGUGCAAUGAAUGCCGUCGUUUUCGAUAUUGGUUGCACGGCAGGUCGGACAGAGAACAAAUGCGUUGAGGCUUCGACACAGACCCAAGAGAAUUCGAAGCAYGGGAAAUAGUGUCGGUGUCACUACGGCCCACGCCGUGAAAGACGAACACGAAGAACAACUGAAGCUCGCGGUCCUGGAUACAAUCGAUGCCUUUCCCGUCACACUCCGGCAGACCAUCGAUGAGACGAGAGAGGAGGACGCGGGGGCCUUCCUGACGAUUGUCGAGGGAGAACUAGUGCGCCUGCUAUAUGGCAACGAGGGAAGGGGGCUCGAUUGCAACCGAGAUACCGAAGAGGAAGUCGAAACCGCGAUAUACUUCUUUCCGCACGUUCUAUGCGAGCGAUACUGGGGCACGCACCCCCCGAUCUAUGCGCAGCUGGCCUAUCUAAAGAGCGUGCCAUUCGUACCGCUCCUAGCGAGACUUGGGAUAGAGCUCAAUCAGUUCCAAACGGAAGAGCAGGGAGGGUUGUUCUACCGCAAAUGGAACGUGCUGCGGAGUCUUGUGAACGACGAUUGGAACAAUUGGUACGACAAAGAAGACAGGAAUCUCGUCGACGAAAUGUAUUUUUUCGUCAUGAAAGCGUUGCAGCAACUGGGUAUUUUUCAAAAGGGUGACGUCCGACGACACCGUUUGAUGAGAGCACUGGCUUACAGCAAUUCGUUCUCGGAACGAUGGUUUCGCUGCCUCGUCGACUUGGAUCCGAACUGUUGCAAGGAAUACUACGGCUCCACGAAUUACUACGGGAWUCCCCACGAGUCGGUCUACAAAUUUGCGAGCAAGGAAAACGGUAUCAGUGCAUUUCGAACGAUAUUCGAGCUGGGAAUGACUCACUAUCCGACGGAACUGGGCUUCUUGUUCCACAGGCAUUGCUAUGGUCGAACCAACUUCGAACUGGUGUGUUGCGAAUUCGGGGCAGAUACCGUGUCACGGAUCGUCGAGGAUGCCCUGAGGAUAUGGGACGAGCGGGAAUUUGAUGCCAGUGGAAAACUCGUGGACCGCAGAAAGACAAUGGCAUUGAUUCACGCCGCGACGAAUUCGGGGCAUCACUUCGAGGCGGUCUAUUUCUUGUUGCGCAGAGACCCGGCCGUCAUUUUUUAUUCCAUCGCCAAGGGGUAACUAGUGUUGGCCGUGCCGCGGGCGGCUUUGCUCGCUGCCGUUUUUUCCCUUCGAUUUCUUUGUUCACGGAUGCCCGAGAUCCACCGCAGUGCAUACCCCCCAGAAACCCGUUCCUUGGAACGAUUAUGCGAUCACCAACACCGGUCCCGGAAAACUCAAAAUCACUUGAGCAAGAAGCUUGUGGGCAGCUUUCGAGGCAAAACUACGGCGCAACAACGCAACUCCAGAGUCCGAAGACGGACAGGCACAUCGAAGGCAUUAUCUGCCGAAAUUGAAAAAGAGUGCAUCGGAAAAGACAGAUCAUAUUAUUUUCGCCCUCAUAAAUUUUUAACCCAGUG